Molecule: messenger RNA, 291 nt
Organism: Marasmius oreades (fairy-ring Marasmius)
Lineage: Eukaryota; Fungi; Basidiomycota; Agaricomycetes; Agaricales; Marasmiaceae
Exons: 4
Coding region: 1-291 (96 amino acids)
Source: RefSeq, a predicted model, not a curated record
AUGGAAGGUCGAUGUUUGUCAUUUCAAGUACGCAGAUACGCCGGAGAAUACGGGUUUGUAAUCGAGGGAAUAUCACUCAACCCGAUAAAAGGAGGCGGUUUCGCAGCGAUGUAUGGACCUGACGGGAAGCAACGAGAGGAGAGGAUUUUGACUGCUGAUAUUGACCUAGACGAUCCGCUUGUGGCGAAGUUGAGUGUGGAUCCUGUUGGGCAUUGCUUCCGACCGGAUUUCAUCUCCCACCCCAGCUGUAAAUCGGAAUCCGCUGGUGAAAGAGAGCGGGAAAAGGAAUGA